Messenger RNA from Triticum urartu, 1301 nucleotides. The record is from RefSeq and is a predicted model, not a curated record. NCBI's taxonomy places the organism in Eukaryota, Viridiplantae, Streptophyta, Magnoliopsida, Poales, Poaceae.
CCAAGCAGCCACGACGCGAAGCUGCCGCCGCCGCCGCCGCCUCCGUGACCUGAGCUACCCACGUCCCUCCCGCCACCCCCGGGAUUUCCUCCCAAUUCCUGCAUACCUCCUUCGGCGCCGCCGAGCACCUGUUCCCAUCCAAUGGGCCGGUCGAGCCGCAACAGCCGUACGAAGAGACGUCCUCAGGAUUCUUCAUCUCCACCACCGCCGCCACCUCCUCCUCCUCGUCUGGCUCCCUUCCCACCACAUUGUUGCGGCCAGGUGCAUGGUGCUGAUAGCAAUGAUGGACGAGAUAGGGGUGAAGGUGCUGUUGAUGCUCGUCAACACAGUUCUAAUGAUGGUAGUGACAAUGAUGUGGAUAUCGGAGAUCCUUUUCUUACCGAUAGAUUUGGAAAUUUGACAAGUUGGAGGUUGAGUGAUUUGGAGGCAGCAGCAGAUAAUUAUCUUGAAGAUGAAGAAAGUGAAACAGAGGUAGAAGAAAAGAAAUAUUCCAAAAAGGAAAUGCUAAAGCGUGAUGCGGACCGUAAGAAACAGUACAUGGAAUAUGCUUUACAGAAAUAUAACAAUGAUGAGGAUCUUGCUGGGGAGAUGCGUUUUGUGUUUGAUGAAAGUAAAGAUGAAGUUUUCAUUAUUGAAGGAAACAUGAACUUCUAUGAACACUUCAACUUUACAGCUAAGCAGGCUGGUUCCACUGUUCUAUUCUUUGCUGAAGUGAUCCCAGACGAAGGAGAACUGUGUGAUGUUCUUUGCUGCAAGCCUUUGGAUUCUGAUGACAAUGGACAUUGCUUUGGUUGUAAGAAUCAAGGUUCCGUGGACUUGAGGCAUCCAGCUGGCGAAAGUUUGUAUGUUGGAGGUCAUGUGGAUUGCGAGUUCCCAUUUAUGUGGGAUAGUAUCAGUGAGGAUGACUCUGAUUGAGAGGGAAGAUGUCCUAGAUGGCCAUAAAGAAUGUCUGAUGGGGGCGUUGGUCUUCUUCUGUUAUUCUCCAAAUUUUAACGUCUAUGUGGUGCCACUUUUGUUUGGAAUUGGAGGGCGUGUAUAAAUACGUUACACUAGCUAUAAUUACUUCGGAAUUCAUAAGGCACGAACAUUCUCUCAUCUGCCUUGCAGCGUGACUGGGCUGCACAGUGAUCUGUGUGAGCGGGUUAUGAUCGCGCAGCGGCGGUGAUUGGGACGUGACGAGUUAAUAAUGUGUCAUGCAUUGACUGGGUGGCGCUAAGCUCCUGUCAAGCACACCAAUUUCCUAAUUACUUUUGGUAUUCAUACGUUGCUUGUGUAUAAUAAAUGGUGUUACUUCAUGCCCG